AUGAAUAAUAAUAAAUUAAAUAAAUUAAUUGAAUCAAUAGAUCAAUAUAUUAUUGAAAAUAAUGAUGAUAAAAUCGAUAAACUUUAUAAAUCAUUAAACAAUGAAGAAUAUGAUGACUUACCAGUAUUAAAAGAUGCAAUUACCAUUGCAUAUAACAUUCUUUUAGGUGAUUCAUUAAACUUUUCAUUAAGAACCGAUUUUAUGAAGAAAUUAUUUUUAUUACAAGAUCUUAAAGAAGGUGAUUUCGAAAGUAACCCACAGGAAUACUUUGACAAAGUAGAUAACAAUAUUAAAAGUUUAACAGAAACCCCAUUAAACCAAUUAGCAGUUUUAGUAUCGGGUAUUUCUUUUUUAAAUUUAUAUGUACAAAUUAAUUGGACCGGUCCAACUCUUGAAAUUUCAAAAGAGUUUACUUUCCCAAAUGAUAAUAAAGAAAUUAGAAAAUUAUUAGAAGUUGAUGGUGAAUAUAUCUAUUCAAAAUGUAAAAACCCAAUCUUUUUAUAUUUAGCCAAAAUUUGUUUAGUUGAUAACUAUUCAUUUUUAUCAGAUAAUUGUAAAUCAGCAUGUUGGUGGAGUUGCAGAGCAAUUAUGACACAUCAAAAAUCAUUAUUUAAUCCAACACCAACAUUCAAAACAUUAUUAAACGAAAGAUUCCAAAUUGUAGUUAGAUUUUAUUCCAUUGACUCAUUAUUAAACUCAAAUGAAGAUGAAAUGGACACAUCAGACAAUAGUGGUGAUAAUGAAAAAUCAAAAAAAGAUAAAAUCAAUUUAUUAAAAGAUUUAGCAACCAGAGCAAUUAUAGAACAAUCAUUAGUAUUCAGUUAUUAUAGACAAUUAAAUAAAAUUAAAGACUCUGUUGAAAAAGCCUGUGAAGCUUCAGAAUUAGAAUGUUCAUUAACUGGUGCUUUAGGUAGAAGAACUCGUUUCCAAACUUUCGAUACAGCUCAAUUAGUAAUUCAAAUUAAUAACGCACGUAAAAGAGAUGAAGAUGUUGAAGAUACAGUUUUUGACAGAAAUACAUCAAUUAAAAGAGAAGUUACAAAUGAUGACCCAACUUUACUCGUUAGACCAGCAUUAAAAGAACAAGUCGAAGGCCAAAAUAAAAACUUACGUAAUAUUGAUCAAGCUUUAAUUUUGCUUCAAUGUUUAAAUGUAAAGAACCAAAAUAUUAACAAUGGUUUAACCACCGAAGAGAUGAUGCCUUACAUUCAAAAGACAUUAGAAAAAUCAAACAAUUGGCUUAUUCAUUCAAUGGGUCUUUUAAUUAAAUCAAGAUUAGAGAUUGUUUCCUCCAAAACUGCCGAACGUGCUGUUCUUCAAAUCCAAGCACUUGUCGAUCAAUAUGAUGACCCAACUUCAAGCGGCUUUGAAAGAAUGAAAUUCGUUUACAGUUUAGACUAUCCAACUCGUUGGGAAAUCGAAAAAGAAGUUGCUGAAAGAUUUAUUGGUAUUGGUGCAGCUGCCUCUGCUUUUGAAAUUUUCGAACGUUUAGAAAUGUGGGAAGAAGCAAUUAAGUGUCUCACCUUUAUGGGAAAGAAUGCUCGUUCCGAAGAAUUAGUAAGAAUGCGUCUCGCAAUCGAAGAAACACCAGAACUCUACUGUGUAUUAGGUGAUUUGAAGGGUGAUCCAGAGUAUUAUAUUAAAGGUUGGGAACUUUCAAAGAAACGUUAUUCACGUGCUCAAAGAGCUUUAGCACGUUGCUAUAUGGAAAAAUUAGAGUACCAAAAAUGUAUCGAAUCUUUCACAAUUGCUUUAUCCAUUAAUCCAUUAUUCCCAAAUGCUUGGUUUACCAUGGGUUGUGCUGCUAUGAGAAUCGAAAACUGGGAAACUGCCAUCAAUGCAUUUUCAAGAGUAGUAUCAUUAGAACCAGAAGAAGGUGAAGCUUGGGCUAAUUUAGCAUCAGUUUAUAUGUACUUGAAACAAAUGGAUAGAGCCUUCAAUGCUCUUCAAGAAGGUUUAAAACAUAAAAGAGAAAGUUGGAAAAUGUGGGAAAACUAUCUCCAUUGUUGUGUUGCUAUCAAAGACUAUCAAAAUGCAAUCAUUGCACUUAAUCAAAUCUUUGACCUAAAUAAUAAAAAAAUAGAUCUCAAAAUUUGUACACUAGUCGUUAAUCAUGUUAUCAAUAACGACAUCGAUAGACAAGGUAUUCCAGGUAGAAAGAUUGAAAAAAUUGUCUCUGAAAUGUUUGGCCGUAUCACUUCAAAACUCACCAACAAUCCAGAUUUAUGGCGUAUUUACUCUCAAUAUCAUUAUUCAUUAGGUAACACCGAUAAGGCAAUUGAUCUCUUACAAAAAGCAUGUCGUUCAGUCGAAACUGCCUCAUGGGAAGGCCAACAACCAACUUUUGAAAAGGUUGUCGAAUUUAAUAAUAAUUUAUGCAAUCUUUACUUUGAAAAUCCAACCACAUCAAAUAUUUAUUCUGCAAAACUCAAAAUUAAAGGUUUAAUUAAAAAAUGUGAAGUAUCUUGGAAACAUACAGAUUCAUUUAAAACAUUAGAGCAAUUAUUAAUUAAAUUGGAAGAAAAAGAAUUGGAAUUAAAAAAAUAA
Molecule: messenger RNA, 2547 nt
Organism: Dictyostelium purpureum
Lineage: Eukaryota; Evosea; Eumycetozoa; Dictyosteliales; Dictyosteliaceae
Exons: 3
Coding region: 1-2547 (848 amino acids)
Molecular function (GO): protein binding
Source: RefSeq, a predicted model, not a curated record